Eurytemora carolleeae is the source of this 1300-nucleotide messenger RNA. It is a transcript of the gene cpb, whose product is annotated as F-actin-capping protein subunit beta. The record is from RefSeq and is a predicted model, not a curated record. Bases 27 to 854 code for a protein of 275 amino acids. Gene Ontology annotation, molecular function: actin filament binding. The transcript has 5 exons. Gene Ontology annotation, biological process: regulation of lamellipodium assembly; barbed-end actin filament capping; negative regulation of filopodium assembly. NCBI's taxonomy places the organism in Eukaryota, Metazoa, Arthropoda, Copepoda, Calanoida, Temoridae. Gene Ontology annotation, cellular component: F-actin capping protein complex; cytoplasm.
UAUAAUAUUGAUUAUUUCAGAGUAAAAUGUCGGAACAGCAACUGGACUGUGCCUUGGAUCUGAUGAGACGGUUGCCUCCUCAACAAAUAGAGAAAAAUCUUUCUGAUUUGAUAGAUCUAGUUCCAGAUCUUUGCGAGGAUCUUCUCUCUUCGGUGGAUCAACCAUUAAAGAUUGCCCGAGACAAGCAGUUUGGGAAGGAUUAUCUUCUUUGUGAUUAUAAUAGAGAUGGAGAUUCAUAUAGAUCUCCCUGGAGUAAUAAUUACGAACCUCCGCUAGAGGAUGGAGCUAUGCCCUCGGAUCGACUCCGGAAACUGGAAAUAGACGCGAACAACGCCUUCGAUCAGUAUAGAGAGAUGUACUUUGAGGGCGGAGUGUCCUCAGUGUACCUUUGGGAUCUAGAACAUGGGUUUGCAGGUGUGAUAUUAAUCAAGAAAGCCGGAGAUGGAGAUUCCAAGAAGAUCAAAGGAUGUUGGGACUCUAUCCACGUGGUUGAGGUUCAAGAGAAAUCUAGCGGACGAAGUGCUCAUUACAAACUGACCUCUACCUGUAUGCUCUGGUUGCAGACGAACAAACCUCGAAGCGGAACCAUGAACCUCGGCGGAUCCUUGACUCGCCAGAUUGAGCAGGAUGCGUCCGUCAGUGAAGCUAGCCCGCAUAUUGCAAAUAUAGGUCGAUUAAUAGAGGACAUGGAGAACAAGAUCCGAAUGACCCUGAACGAGAUCUAUUUUGGCAAAACUAGGGAUAUCGUUAACGGUCUUCGUUCCGUUCAACCGCUUGCAGAGGCCAAGAAAACCAAAGACCUUCAGGAGGAAUUGAGAAAAACUCUAUCUCAGAAGUCGGCUGGGAAGGAAUAAACUGCCCAAACCCUAAUGCACCCUGGUUAGACUGUGAUUAACCUCAACACUACACAGUGUACACAAACACACCCAGGCGUCUCAUCUGAUUUUAGACGCAUAGAGCAAAUUUAUCAAAUGGUCGUUCUUUCUCGGAUACGUUAAAUGCGGGAAAUUUUGGUUUACUAAACCGCCGCCAUUUUGGUUUACGGCUGCCAUUUUCAUCUUUUCUUGACCAUUCGUACUUUCUUACCCAGACACAUGAUAAUUUAUUAAUAUUAAAUAUUUUAAAUAUAUUCUACAUAAUAAAGUUUUCAUAAAAUUGUUUAAAAGACUUUGUUUUUAUUUUGAAACAUUUUGCAUUGAUAGUUAUAUAGUUUUGAUGAUAAAGAUAGUUGUACUGAAAUAUUUUGUACUUCCAGUACAUGCCAUGAUGGAUGUUUUAAUAUAAUUUUUAUGAUUUUUUA